Molecule: messenger RNA, 1649 nt
Organism: Drosophila persimilis
Lineage: Eukaryota; Metazoa; Arthropoda; Insecta; Diptera; Drosophilidae
Gene: Ugt302K1
Product: UDP-glucuronosyltransferase 2B31
Exons: 3
Coding region: 46-1608 (520 amino acids)
Molecular function (GO): UDP-glycosyltransferase activity
Source: RefSeq, a predicted model, not a curated record
CGGUCGGUCGAGGUCUCUCCCUCGCGGUUCUUGAGUUUCAUCAGAAUGCGUAUUCUUUCGCUGUUUGUGGCGCUGAUCUUCAGCUUGUGUUUUUGUGAUGGCUACAAGUUCCUGAUGGUCUUGAAUUCUCCAGGACGAUCGCACUUCAAUGUGGGGCAUGCCUUGGCCAAGGGCCUGGUGCAGGCGGGUCAUGAAAUCACAGUGGUUUCUGUGUUUCCUCUGAAGAAACCCAUGCCUGGUUAUCAUGACAUCUAUGUGCCAAAUGUGAUAGGGGCUAUGAGGGGAGACCUGGCCGCCCUGUGGCAGUCCAUACAGAAACCUCUCACCCAAAAGCUAAUAGAUCAUUAUCAUAUGGGUUUUCGCCUCACACGAGCACUCUUUGUGGACCCCAAUUUUCAGGAUCUGUUGAAAAGCAAUCGAACUUUCGAUGCCGUCAUCUGCGAGACCUUCUACAACGAUGCCCACUAUGGUUUGGCUGAACAUUUCCAGGCCCCACUCAUUGGCCUGAGCACGGGGGGAGGACUGACCUUCAUCACGGAUAUGGUGGGCUCCCCAGCUCCCGCUUCGUUUGUGCCCCACAUAAUGUUGCCCUUCAACGAUCACAUGUCGCUGUAUGAGCGCCUGGUCAAUGUGGCUUUUCUGGCCUAUGAACGUCUCCUGCUGGACUACUACUAUCUGCCCGGUCAGGAGGCGCUCUAUAAGGAGUUCUUCCCCGAGAACAAACGCUGCUUUUAUGAGAUGCGCCGUAAUGCCUCGCUGGUGCUCAUCAAUCAGCAUGUAUCGCUGAGUUUUCCACGUCCCUAUGCGCCCAACCUGAUUGAAGUGGGGGGCAUGCACAUCGAUGGAAAGCUCAGUCCCCUGCCCGCGAAGAUUGAGAAGUUUCUCAACGAAAGCGAACAUGGAGCCAUCUACUUUUCGAUGGGCUCGAAUCUCAAGAGCAAGGAUUUGCCGCCGGAGAAAGUGCAGGAAAUACUCAAGGCCUUCAGGGGCCUCAAGCAGCGUGUGCUGUGGAAGUUCGAGCUGGAAGAUCUGCCAAAUAAACCGGAUAAUCUGUUCAUCUCAGACUGGUUCCCGCAGACGGAUAUACUGGCCCAUCCCAAGGUCCUGGCCUUUGUCACCCACGGCGGUAUGUUGAGCACCACAGAGUCCAUAUAUCAUGGAAAGCCCGUCAUCGGUCUGCCGAUCUUCAGUGAUCAGUUCUUCAAUAUGGCCCACGCCGAACAGACCGGCUAUGGUAUUAUGUUGGACUUCAAGUCACUGAAGGCUGCAGACCUCAAGGCAGCCAUCGAGAGGAUCACCAGUGUGCCCUCUUACACGGAGGUUAUCCGCGGCAUGUCCUUCCGGUAUCGCGAUCAGCAGCAGACUCCUCUGAAGAACGCCGUCUACUGGGUGGAGCAUGUGACCCGCCAUCAGGGAGCCGCCUACCUGCAGAGUGCCGCUCAGAGGUUGAACUGGUGGCAGUAUCACAAUGUGGAUGUCCUGCUGAUUAUCUUUGGAGUAGUGAUCCUCCUGCUGGUUGCUCUGCCGCUUGCUAUUUGGCGACUGCUAAGGGGGGUCUUUGGAGGCGGGAAAACACAACCCCAAGGGGAAAAGAGAAAACGCAACUGAAUUUUAGUUUAAUUUCAAUAAUAAAAGAUCACUUGAAUGAC